AUGGCUUUCUUCUUGCUACUCCCGCCGCCUCUAUUCUCCUGUCACCGUCACCGCCGCGAAGAAACUCUCCCACAACAUCAGUUCUGAAUUCGAUGACAGAAUCAACGGCGCUCUCUCUCCCGACGCUGAUUCCCGCUUCCUCGACCGUCAAAAGGCUUUAGAGGCAGCUAUGAAUGACAUUAACAGUUCAUUUGGUAAAGGAAGUGUAACAAGAUUGGGGAGUGCUGGUGGAGCACUAGUGGAGACUUUUUCGAGUGGUAUUCUGACUCUUGAUCUUGCUUUAGGUGGAGGCCUGCCAAAGGGUCGGGUAGUCGAAAUAUAUGGACCAGAAAGUAGUGGGAAGACCACGCUAGCACUCCAUGCUAUUGCUGAAGUGCAGAAGCUUGGAGGCAAUGCAAUGCUUGUUGAUGCAGAGCAUGCCUUUGAUCCAGCGUACUCUAAAGCAUUAGGUGUUGAUGUAGAAAAUUUGAUAGUGUGCCAGCCAGAUAAUGGCGAGAUGGCUUUAGAAACUGCAGACCGUAUGUGUCGCUCAGGUGCGGUUGACCUUAUAUGUGUUGAUUCUGUUUCAGCACUCACUCCACGAGCUGAGAUUGAAGGUGAGAUUGGAAUGCAGCAAAUGGGUUUGCAAGCUCGUCUUAUGAGUCAAGCUCUUCGUAAAAUGUCAGGAAACGCCUCUAAAGCUGGUUGUACACUAAUUUUCCUUAACCAAAUAAGAUACAAGAUUGGUGUGUACUAUGGAAAUCCAGAGGUGACCAGCGGAGGUAUUGCGUUGAAGUUCUUCGCGUCAGUCCGGCUAGAAAUUCGUUCUGCUGGGAAGAUCAAAUCUAGCAAAGGGGAUGAAGAUAUAGGUCUUCGAGCUCGUGUAAGAGUACAGAAGAGCAAGGUUUCAAGACCAUAUAAGCAAGCAGAGUUCGAGAUUAUGUUCGGGGAAGGAGUCAGUAAACUGGGAUGCAUUCUUGAUUGUGCUGAAAUUAUGGAGGUUGUGGUUAAGAAGGGUUCUUGGUACAGCUACGAAGACCAAAGGCUCGGGCAAGGAAGAGAGAAAGCACUGCAGCACUUAAGGGAAAACCCUGCUCUUCAAGACGAAAUUGAGAAGAAAGUGAGAUUGUUGAUGUUAGAUGGAGAAGUUCAUCGAUCAACUCCUUUGAUGAGCAGCAGCUCUUCCUCAGCUUCGCAUCGUGAAGAAGAAGAAGAGGACUCGCUUGACGAUUUCCAAUGACGUAAAACUUAAGCGUGAGACAUUCAAAUCUAUGGAUCUACAACACUUGAUAUUCUCUCAUCAUGUUCAUCUCUUGUUUCAAGUUUCAUCAAUAAAAAAAACAUCAUAUG
Messenger RNA from Arabidopsis arenosa, 1329 nucleotides. The record is from the annotation of a GenBank genome assembly. Lineage: Eukaryota; Viridiplantae; Streptophyta; Magnoliopsida; Brassicales; Brassicaceae.